CGAAACUCGGAUGAAAUAGAACUCGAUAUUCUAGUCUCGCGUUGCCUCUGUGCAUAUAACGAAAUCAGCAGAGCGAAAAGUCGGCUUGCGGUGUAAUUAAUGUAAACAUACAUAUGCCAAAAAUAUUAUCAAGGCUGAAAAACAAAUUUCAAAUCACAAUAAUUAAGCAUCGCUAAGGUCAGUGAAGUGCGUUAUAAAGCUCAAACUAAUAACAAGAUUAUAUAGUGCUGUGAUCGAUGAAAGCAAGUGCAUCAAUUUAAGCAAACUAAGUUUAGCAAUUUGAAUAAAAAUGGCGGAGAAGGCAUCUUUAGCCCAACUCAGGAGUUUGGAAUGGAGGCGUUUGUUCAACAUGUUCUACAUAGAACCGGUGAUUUUCAUGCUGAUAUUUUCGUCAAUGCUGUCAGGUAUUGUCAUGCGCAAUCAGUUGAUUUAUCAGACCUGCACGGUCAUAUUCCAGUACAAUGAAACCGAUUGCGAGCUAUUGGAUAGCAAUAACGCCAGCGCCGAAAUACAUGCCAUUGAGACGGAGCUGCAGGAGUACGUGGCCGACAUGUUCCUAACCCGCACGCUCUUCGAGAGCAUCGUGCCCGGCAUAUGUGGCCUAUUCGUCGGUUCCUGGUCGGAUCAUUAUGGCCGCAAGCCCCUGGCGAUUGUCUCCAUGGUGGGCUUCUCUGCCUCUUCACUGCUCUCGUCCGCCAUCUGCUGGCUGUCCAGUUACUACAUGGUUAAUCCCUGGUGGUACACCUUGGCAGCCCUGCCACAAUCUUUGCUCGGCGGAUCGUGCGUCUUUUCCGUGGCAGUCAUGUGCUUCAUCACGGACACAACGGACAUGAAGACCAGACCCUACAGAAUGAUCUUCUUGGAGCUCAUAGCAUUUGUGGCCCAUACGAGUGGCUCCUUAUUAUCCAGUUUUGUCUAUGCAGCCACUAGUGCCGCCUUUGUACAGAGUCUCUCCUGUUUGAUAGUUGUUGUGGCCACACUAUUUAUUAUCUUUUACCUGCCCGAAAGUCUUGGAAUGUGUCCAGAUAAGGACGAAACACCUGAAGCACCUGAAAAAGAAAAGGAAAUCGUUGUCACACCUGAAACACCUGAUAAAGAAAAGGAAAUCGUUGUCACAUCCGAAACACUCGAUAAAGAAAAGGAAAUCGUUGUCACAACUGAAACACCUGAAAAAGAAAAGGAAAUCGUUGUCACAGUUUCGGAUCAGAAAAUGAAUGAAGCAUCAACUGAAGCAUCAGUCGACAAUCGUGAGGAUCCCCCCAAAUACGAGUCCAUAGAAAAACCUCCCUUGGAAGGAGCUGAAGCUGAAGAAGCUGGUUUGUUCAGCUUUAAACACAUCAAGGACAUGUUUAGCACCUGCUUGAAGAGGAGGGAAAACAAUGCUCACACCAUUAUUUGGCUGGUUACUUUGGCCGGCUUUGUCUCGAUUUUUGUCGGCGAUGGCGUCAUGACUGUUUGGUACUUGUUUGUGCGCCAACAGUUUCACUUCACAGUGCGUGACUUUACUAUUUUUAAUACUGUCAGUCAAUCAGUGCCCAUGGUGGGUGCUAUUUUGGGUAUUCUUAUUCUGCGAAAGCUGUUGGGACUGUCUGUGGUCACCAUGGCCUUACUGUCUCUCAUUUCGGAGGUGGCUUGCAAUAUUGCCAGAGGAUUUGCCUACCUGCCUUGGCACCUCUACGCAUCUGUUGCCCUCGGAGUCUUUCGCUCCAUUGAGGGACCCAUGUGCCGCACCAUUGUAUCGAAUAUAGUUCCUGCCUCCGACACUGGUAAACUGUUUGCCAUCGGCAACAUCGUGCAAUCAUUCGCCCCCUUUGUCGCCGCUCCUCUGUACACGGCCAUCUAUAAGGGAUCCCUGGCCAGCAAUCCUGGAGGAUUUAAUUUCCUCAGCGCCGCUUUAUAUUUGAUAGCGUUUAUCCUGAUGGGCUGUGUGAUGCGAAUUAAAUUGAAGCACCGAAAGUUCUACGCCAAGACGCUCAAAUAGCCAAGUAAACUGAAUUUCCAUCAAUAUUGAUUGUGGCAAGUUUGCCAACUUUCCAGUGCUUUGUUUAUGCUUAAGUCGAAAACUUUGUGUGGACAGCAUUAAAUCACUGGGUUUUGUGUGCAGCAGCACUUCUCUGUA
Drosophila yakuba is the source of this 2119-nucleotide messenger RNA. RefSeq lists its product as uncharacterized. Gene Ontology annotation, biological process: transmembrane transport. The coding region runs from base 290 to 1981 and encodes 563 amino acids. The record is from RefSeq and is a predicted model, not a curated record. NCBI's taxonomy places the organism in Eukaryota, Metazoa, Arthropoda, Insecta, Diptera, Drosophilidae. Gene Ontology annotation, cellular component: membrane. The transcript has 10 exons. Gene Ontology annotation, molecular function: transmembrane transporter activity.